Babesia bovis T2Bo is the source of this 4403-nucleotide messenger RNA. Its product is annotated as tubulin-specific chaperone D. Gene Ontology annotation, biological process: microtubule cytoskeleton organization; post-chaperonin tubulin folding pathway; tubulin complex assembly. Gene Ontology annotation, molecular function: GTPase activator activity; beta-tubulin binding. Bases 21 to 4343 code for a protein of 1440 amino acids. NCBI's taxonomy places the organism in Eukaryota, Apicomplexa, Aconoidasida, Piroplasmida, Babesiidae. The record is from RefSeq and is a predicted model, not a curated record. The transcript has a single exon.
CGUGUCUUUAUUAGGUUACAAUGACAUUUGACCAUGUUGAGCACGUGUUGGUACAGUUUUCGCACGGCGAAGAGUCUGUGCGUCUACUAUCGCUUCAACGGCAUCAUGGAAGGCUUGUAAUCUUUCCUGGUACCGAUAAAUCAUUAGUGUGUGAUGUUGGCGCUGAGGCAGCACAUCAUGUUUCCGAUGGCACUGAUGCCGACGUUGCGUCAUCAUCAAUAUCGAAUGUAGCCUCCAAAGAGACGGAGGAAGACGCAUUAGCUACUUUAAGCGAUACUACAGUCCAGUUUGAACGUAUUCUGGAGCAGUAUAUGCACAAUCCAAGGUUGAUGUUUUCCAAUGUGGAGUUGCUCGUAGGUGAAGCAUUUUCGAUAUUGGAGCAAUUAAUUCAAUUAUCGGAUACUGUGUUAUCAGAUAUAGUGCUAGGUGCUAACAACAUCAACUCCAUGUUAGGACUGGAGUUUAUAUGUUAUCAUAUAUACAACGUCGCUAAAGUUGUUGGUCUACGUCGUUGUUUCGCAUAUGCCCCAAAUGCAGUGCGCUAUCUAGUUCCCGUUAUUUCAGUAAUCGAGCUGUUACGUGCCCAUGAACAGAGGUCGCCACAUUCGCGCUAUGAAAAUCGCCGGUGGUGUGUUGAGUAUGUUUUUUUGUCAUGGUUAUCACUAUUGGUCUAUACACCGUUUGAGUUGGACACUAUAUGGCGCGAUGAGAGUGGCGGUAGUAAUACGUUAGUCAGGCGCAUACUAUCGGUGGCGAUACAUUACGUAAUUAUAUCAUCCAAGGCCAGGGACGCCUGCGGAAUACUGUUGUCUACGUUCUAUGGCAGGCCUGAUAUUGGUCAGUAUAGUUUGCAUGAAUUCUUAUCAUACUGCUCGUAUGUACUAUCUCCUGGAUCAGAGAUACAGAGUGAAGCCACUGUAGAUUUGCAUAACAAUGCGUCUAUCAUUGACAGCUCCCCAAUGAUUUCAGGUAAUACUGACAAACCAUUAGUCUCUCGGGAGAUUCCACCCACAAAACAAGAUGGUAUCAUGGAUAGUGCUGUGAUGUUUGCUAACAACCAUUCAGUGGCACUAUCCAAAGAUGAACAUGCACAAAUCGGUGUGCUUACAGUGCUUAAGCAGAUGUUGAAGCACAUGUUACGUCAAGACAUUGCGCCUCAUCUUGGGUUAUUAACACGUUGCUUAUUGGAUUCCGAUAUUGCUGGAUCAUCCGCAUGCCGUAGGCUUAAAGCUGGCUGCAUAGGGCGUUUGGCUCUGCAUAUUCUGCCGCCAUCAGCACAGACGCAAAGGUAUCGUCGUAAGUUGCGUAAAAUGAUAUCGACCGCUGAUACCGCGGAAGUUAUCAUGGACGAUGUUGCUGAAUUUGAAAUGGACCCUCGAGUGGAGAGCAUUGUCGAGCAGUUGUUAAUAUCAUUGGUCGACCGUGAUAUUCGUGUACGCUGGGCCUCAGCGAAAUCCAUUGGCAGGAUAUCCACUAAGCUGCCAAUGUACCUGAAUGAACAGAUUAUAGAGUAUAUAUUAGAUGUGAUACAGCAGCAGUAUGACUGGGUGCAGCGUUGUUUCGUCAAGGGUGAAUCUGCUGUCCAUGGCGGUUGCCUCGCUAUCGCAGAGAUACUUCGUGGCGGCAUCCUGCAUCCGAACAUGCUUGGCCAGGUGCUGGACUGCGUGGUGUUGACAUUGGACUUUGAUCUGUGGCGUGGUAAGGGCUCUGCAGGUUGUGGAGUGCGUGACGCUUCUUGUUAUAUAUGCUGGGCGGUUGUUCGCCAUUAUCCCAAGAGUGCCAUACUCCCAGAGCAUAUAGUUUCCAUCAGCAAGUCACUUGUCAACAUGUCGUUAUUCGACAUAUCGAUUAACUGUCGUAGAGCCGCUUGCGCAGCAUUCCAGGAACUCGUGGGCCGUAUUGGUGAUGUAGCGCAUGGCUUGGAUUUAAUAGUUAUCAUGGAUUACUUCUCUGUGGCUAACCGAAGGCACGCUUUCGUAGAUCUGUCUGAGCGUAUUGCUAGAUAUGGGUUCUAUACAUUAUCUAUGGUCGACCAUUUGCUACGUACUAAGUUACACCACCCUGACAUGACCACUAGAAGGUAUGCUGCGCGAGCCAUUGCUCGGAUAUGCCUAGCAUUGGUAAAUACGCCAUAUGGCCAGGUGGCUACGCGUAACGGUAUACCUGUAUAUAUCGAGAUUGUAGACCAUUGCCUGGAAUGCGUUGGCACAAAGAAUCCGGCUAUUAUCCACGGGUCGCUUUGUACAUUGUCCCAUAUACUCGAUGGGCUGGUUGCUUGUGGUGAAUUGUUACAGGAUCCGUUUGACCGUAUUAAGCAGGUACCCGUAAUAUUCGAACGCCAGCACAUGUUUAGGAUAAAGGGCGGUGUCAUAUUCAGGCAAUCGAUAUGUGAACUUGUAAGGUCAAUUUGCAAUUUAGCACUGGCAACGAAAAGCCUGCAUCUGGAUAUCGACGAUUUGAGGUACUACGUAACGAUACUUAAGGACUCUAUACGUAGCUUUACUGUUGAGGUCCAGGUAGCUGCCGUUGAGGCUCUUAGACCACUGCUUAUAUACCUAUGUAACACUGAUAUAAUGGAAUCACGCCGCUUGGUGCAGUACCUAAUAGAUUCCCUCGUGGAUAAACAAGGACAUGUAGCUGCUAUGCGUGGCUACGCACUGUCGCUAUCAGCGUGUCCAAUAUCAUUGUCCAAAGAAUUCGGGGAGCAAUUGAUCCAAGUACUCUCUAGGGAAAUUCUAACGAAUUACUCCAUGGCUGAAUUUAGGGACGCACAAAUACGGCAGCAUGUCAUGAUAUCGUUAUUACAUGUAUUGGAGAGUACUUUGGAGAUUGAUAUAUCCUCGGAUACAACAGAGAUGUUGAUUGAAGCCUUGGAGUACGGUUCAUCGGACUAUGAAAUUGACAGUCGUGGUGACGUUGGUUCCUGGGUACGUGAGGUAACAAUAGAGACUAUAUGUUAUCUACUUACGAUCUUAAACAAUCCGGGAAACAAGUUGCUCAAACAUAUAAAGCCUGAGCAUAUAUACCGGAUGGCUACCUGUUUAAUCAAGGUAUGCCUCGAGCCACUGGAUAAUACUCGAGCACGGUCUACGUUUUUAUUUGCUCAUUUGUUUGACUCUGGACUCAGAAUCGAUCCCUGUUGGAUAUGGAAACGUGUAUUCUAUGGGACAAAGUACGAAUACGGUAUAGCGCGUACCGCGGUGUAUCCCAAUGCACCAGUUGAUCUUAAUAGCAGUAUAGACCGUUUACGGUCGCCAGGAAAGGAAAGUUCACUAGAAGACAUUACAAGCGAUGCUGUGGGAAAUCGCAAGGUCAUGACGCCACAUGAUUCUGCUCCAGAACUAGCAUUACAGGCUGACAGGAGCCACUGUUCUUCUCAAGCAAAGCCGGAACCUGAAAAAGUUGUGGGUGUUACAACUGAAAAAGUAUCUACCGAAUCGGUGCUUACUGAAGAAACCAGUGCACAAAAAGAUGAUCAUGUGUAUUCAUUAGGAGUUUUACAGGAACAUAAGUUAAUGUCGGUAAUUGCUACUAAUAUUAACUGGCAUGUAGCACAAUCGUUUAACAUCGAUGAGUUACUGGAGUCUGCUGAUAAUGACGACGAUACGUAUAUUAGAACCUCUUCACAUGUGUCUCUCAGGAUCCCAGGGUACUCACUGUCGCCAUUAUGCACAUCGCAAUUCAUGUAUUUACUAUAUGCGCCUAGGUUUUCCGAGUUGUUGGUGCACUCCUUAGUGAACCUAUUAUCCGUUGGGUCAAACCAACAGUUAUGGAACGAGGAUACACUGGAUAAUGUUAUUGUAGACUUCCUCAAGCAGCAUGGUGAAGAAAUGGUUAAGUCAUCUACUGGCCGUGUUCUACGGUUACGUGACAUGGUAUUGUUAUACGUUACUGAGUAUUACCAAACUAGUAUCACGGGAAAUAACUCAAAGGCAUGCAUAAAUGUAGCAUCAGCGACAAGAUACUUUGUAUCUCACAGGGUUAUGGACACCAGCGAUCAGCUGGUGGACAUGUUAUCCACCGAGGCGCGGCAGUCAGCAAACUACAAUUAUCUCAAGGCCAUUUUCAAGUGUCUACAUGCUCUGUAUGAACACGGUAAUACUAAUCACGUCACCCAUACCGCGCUGAAAACAAUGUUAUGGUUCCUCUGUCACCCAUAUCCUACCUUGGCCAUAUAUGCCUACGGUACAGUUUCCUCCACACUGGGCUCUAUAGAGUGGAUCCAGGACGAUACUGAAUUUCAGUCAAUACUGGAACAGCUUGAACAUAUGAUGUCUGGUGACCGUUCGGGGGUUCAACCAUUGGUAGACCGCAUGGUAACACUGCUAAAACUCACAAAAUGAAGUUAUAAUUUAUUGCGAUAUUACUUAGAAAUUAGUAUAUUCUCCCUAGUGGAUGCACUG